AUGUCUGUCGCCAACUUGCAUCGUGAAACCGGCUUCCAGGUGCGGUCUCUGUUCCGUUCUCUGAUGCGCCAGUCGACUCAGUUCUCCAACUACAACUUCCGGGAAUACGCCAUUCGCAAGACGCGUGACUCAUUCCGCGAGCACCAAAAUGAGACUGAAGAUCGCCGGAUACAGGAGCUGAUCCAGAGUGGCCUACAGGACCUACGCUUGCUGAAGAGGCAAACAACAAUCAGCCAGUUCUACCAGAUGGAUAAAUUGGUGGUGGAGGGCCAGAAGACAGGCAAGGAGACCGGCGAACAUGGAGGCAUUGUUCGUCAGAAGGACGAUGGGUAUUUCCGGUCUUCGCGUUCCGGCCGACAGCUCGACGGUAACCGACGAACCGGCCAAAUCGACCACGAUGUCUUCGAAGGACUGCCCGUUCGUCGCUGGUCACGUCAACCACACACUUAUUCUCAGGUGCCUAAGACUGAGGACUCCGAGUUUACAGUCCAAGGACCCGGUGGCACUGCUAUGCUGCCGGAGCUAGCAAUGCCACGAGACAGUCAGCUCUUAGGCGCAAGCAGUCGCGCCCUCUUGCGCGCCGCUCGUGCUGGGUGCAUCUACAUUCACCAAAACGCUCGCGCCCCCGAUGAAGAUGAUAAGACAGCUGUGGAUGGUGAGGAAGGCAUCGGUGGUGCUCAUUUGGCGGAUCGUGCCUUUACCAGCCGCAAAUGGAUGACGCUUCCUAAGCACCUGGAGCCUGCGGAGGUGGAGUUUUUGGCGAAGAGACGAUCUGGCCUGCCAUCGCUUUAUGGUGGUGCGACAUCUGUCGAUGGGUCUGGGCCCGGUCCCAUGAGACGCACCAAGUUCAAGAAGACAGACCCUGAGACAGGAAAGAUCUCUAUCUAUGAAGCUUGGGUUCCGGAGGGACAUCGCAUUGAAGGCGAGAUCACUGGCGAUGUUCAGGCCAUUGUUCAGCAUAGUGCUGUGCCUGUUAAUGCCGAGAUGCCUGCACCUGGCACAGUUGUGGAAGGUGUUGGUAUUGUUAAUUCAGAGGGUGUCGUGGUUGCCGAAGCUGGUUCGGCUUCUGUAAUGACCCCACCCAAGAGACGACCUCCGCCACCAAAGCGCAAGGGCAAGGGCAUUGGAAAGGGUAGAAAGAAGAAGGUCAUGUUUGCUCCAGGAGAAGGUGCCGAUGCUGCGACUGUACAUGGGGUCUCGGCUGGUGCAAACUCCGGUGGUGGUGCUCCUAGCGAAGGACAGGAUGCUUCACAAAUGUCAAUUGAUCAGUCUGGUCAAGAUGAUGAUGAUGAAGAUGGUGACGAUGGCGAUGACAGUGAUGAGGGAGACGAGUCUAUGAUUGACGCGAAAACUCCGGAAACCCCACAAGCGCUAUCUGUCACCCAGUCUGAAGACCAGCCUACAGUUGAUACUCUGGCUGACUCGAAGGAUGUCGAAAUGUCCGACGCAACCUUCGAACCGCAAUCUCAUGUUUCAGAACCUUCUGCGGGACAAGAAGUGGUUCCACAACUAUCAGCAAUACCCAAGGUACCGCAAGCUGAACCUGCUUUUACUGCACCCGGUUCUACUGCCCAAAUAGCUGGAACGACCGCACCCGAACAACCCAGCGAUAUUGAUAACCAACCCACCGGUGCUGGGUCACUAGAUCCUCCCGUAGCGUUAUAUCAGCCCGAGGCUCUAUCUCACUUGGCAUCGGAAGGGGUGUCUAGGGAGGAGCCUCUAGCUCUUGGGCCCACUCCAGCUGCCAAAGCAGACACUACCAUUGACUCUCUUGCAGAAGGCCCCGUCUCAGAGCCAGUUCAGGUGGCAGCUGAGAUCUCAGCAACCGACUUCAAGGAGUCCCGGACUCCUUCUGAAAUCACAUCGGCAUCUAUUGGUCUUGAUAAAACUGUUGAGGGGGUUCCUUCGAAGCCGUGGAAUGAGCCGGAGUCAGAAAAUAUUUCAGCGGAAACGUCAUGGUCAAGACUAUCCGAGAAGCCUUUCGAGACAUCUAUCCCACCCCCUGCUGAAUAUCAGGAUACAGAACCUGCUCCGGUUUUAAAUGACACGGAGAACACCAAGAAAGACCUUUCCGGUGGACCAGAGUCAGGCCUUGACUCUAUAGAGCCAAAGGAAGAUGUGGAAAUGGGCGAUGCUCCCUCCGAACCCCAACAAUCAAUUCAACCUGAGGAGCCUAUUGCAACCGAAGCUCCUGCAAAUACCGCAUCCCCUUCAACAUUAGAAGCCCAGGCCCCUACCGAUGAGGCUCCUGGGCUCUCUCCUCUGGAGCCAGCCGCUGGAAACUCGAUAAUCAAGGAAGAAUUUACAAGUACAGAGAUUCAACCAGAGGAGCUAGUUGAGAAAUCACCACCCAGACCAACUGAACAGGUUGCUCAGCAGGUGCCUUCACCCGCAGAAUUACAAGCAGAAGAACCUGCACCUGCACCUGCACCUGCACUCGAAGAGAAAAAAGAUGACAUAGAGCCGCAAGCUGCCCCAGCUCCGGAAUUUACGUAA
This is a messenger RNA of Penicillium odoratum, 2496 nucleotides long. RefSeq lists its product as uncharacterized. The coding region runs from base 1 to 2496 and encodes 831 amino acids. NCBI's taxonomy places the organism in Eukaryota, Fungi, Ascomycota, Eurotiomycetes, Eurotiales, Aspergillaceae. The transcript has 5 exons. The record is from RefSeq and is a predicted model, not a curated record. Gene Ontology annotation, cellular component: L-cysteine desulfurase complex; mitochondrion. Gene Ontology annotation, biological process: iron-sulfur cluster assembly.